UCUACGUCACGACGUAAUUCAGCAAAAUAUCCUCACCAGCCAAAAGGACUGUUUCGUAUUUUGCCUGUAAGUUGAGAGUUUUGUAUUGCUAAUACCGCAGAAUAUCAUUGUUUUAAGUUGUUUACAUAUCAUAACUAAUAACAUACUCAGUGGUAUAGGUUACACCUGUGCAUGGUUUUCGUAUUAAUUAACGACUGCUGUAACUGGAAGUCGGAUGAGUAGCCUAGGCUGCGAUCCCAGGAGCUACGGAAGUCCACCAGUAGGCUAUAGCGGUGGAUGAAGACCCACAGAAAGGAUGAUCUACAUCAUAAUGGGAGUCUCAGGCUGCGGAAAAAGCACCCUAGGGGCCUUCUUAUCAGAAAAGCUGGGCUGGCCCCUGCAUGAAGGGGAUGACUUCCACCCACAGGGGAACUUAGACCAGGACAGAUUGCCUUGGCUUCUCAAGCUACAUGAAGUCAUUGAGAGAGAAAGGGCUUCAUGCUCUGAUGCUCUCGUGGCGUGCUCCGCCUUGAAGCGCCUCUACCGACAGAUCCUGCUCUUCGGCUCCAAAGCCCUCGCUUCCUCCUCCGAUCCAGACCAAGAUGUCCUACCUCCGUCCUCCCCUGAUGUCUUUUUUCUCUUCCUACAUGGGGACUACGAUCUGAUUCAGCAGAGGAUGGUGGCCCGCAAGGGGCACUACAUGAAAGCAGAGCUGCUGCGUUCCCAGUUUGAUGUUUUAGAGCCUCCGUCGGAUGAGGAGAAUGUGUUGCCACUUGACAUCAGGAGGGGCGUCACCGACAUGGCCAUGGAGGUCGAGAAGCACAUCAUCAGCCUCAUGGCGUCACCAAUGCCUUGAGCACAGUCCGCAUCUAGUGUUAUAUCUUAGGGCAGCUGGCACGUAAAGCACAGUUUGAGUUGUGGUGUAAGACCAGAAAGAAGCUUGUGCAGUAGUGUGAGUUUUGGUUUGAUCUACUCUAUAGCGCUUUACUACAGCACAACUACACACACAACCUGUGUGACAUUUCAUAACACCAUUGCCUUUCAAGUAUAUUCCUGCUGAGUAUUUUAUAUUGCAAAAGUUUAAAUGGGGACCAUUUAGUGGUUUGUUUUGUGAAUGAGAAAUGAAACUCCUCCACCAGUACGCCACCAAGAAAAAGGCUAGAUGUUCAUACGAGCAGUUUCACAUAGUGUGGACAUUAGCUCUUUUUGAACUUCUGAAAAUGAUCGUGGUAGUACUUAGGGCAGGGCAAUAUAUUGAUAUUGUAUCCAUAUUGUUAUAUGAGACUAGAUAUCGUCUUAGAUUUGGGAUGAAUCGUAAUAUGGUAAAAGUUGUCUUUAACUGGUUUUAUAGGUGAUGUCAUUUUCUGAACUCACCAGACUGUUCUAGCUCUUCUAUUAUUUACCUUUACCCACUAAGUCAUUACAUCAUUUCUGGAGAAUAUUAAUCAGAAAUCUCAUUGUGUAAAUAACAUUUUGUUGAAGCACCAAUAGUCAACUCUACAUUGUUGUCGCAAUAUCAACAUGGAGGUAUUUGGUCAAGAAUAUCGUGGUAUUUGAUUUUUUUUCUAUAUUGCCCAGCCCUAGUAGUACUGUCAAGAUUCAUGUUUCAGUAAUUUGACUAAUCUAUUUGACAGCACAGAGCGAGUUAUGGACAAAUGCCUUGAGCAAAACAGGCAAAAUCUUUUUAAAACGUUUUAAACAGUAAAACAAACCUGACCAUGCAGAAAAUGCACAGAGAAGUUUACUGAUUAGAUCCGUUUUAAUGUAUUUUGAUACAUGGCUAUAACAGACUUCUGUUGAUCCAAGUCGCACAAGUAUGGAAACAUGAAAUUAAAAUUAAACGGAUGAUGGUUUUGUUUGACUAUUUUUAUCCAAUGUUUUAAUAUUUAACUUUGAUAACAAUCCCAAACCCAAAGAUAUUCAGUUUACAAUCACAAGAGACAAAGAAGCAGCACAUCCUCACAAUUCAGAAGCUGGAAACAGUGAAUUUUAGCUAAUCUAUUCUUGAUAUAUAAUAUAUAAAUGAUUAAUGGCUAUUCAUAAUAGUUUCUAAUUCAUUUUUCUGUCAGUAGACUAAUCAAUAAUCAGCUAAUUGUUUCAGUACUACAGAGAACCCAUUUAUAUUUCAGAAGUAAUGCCUUUGUCUUCAAACCUAAUGAGUUAACUCAUAC
Messenger RNA from Etheostoma cragini (Arkansas darter), 2150 nucleotides. Its product is annotated as probable gluconokinase. Gene Ontology annotation, molecular function: gluconokinase activity. Gene Ontology annotation, cellular component: cytoplasm. The record is from RefSeq and is a predicted model, not a curated record. NCBI's taxonomy places the organism in Eukaryota, Metazoa, Chordata, Actinopteri, Perciformes, Percidae.